Aspergillus campestris IBT 28561 is the source of this 3156-nucleotide messenger RNA. RefSeq names its product alpha-ketoglutarate dehydrogenase KGD1 (gene kgd1). The record is from RefSeq and is a predicted model, not a curated record. NCBI's taxonomy places the organism in Eukaryota, Fungi, Ascomycota, Eurotiomycetes, Eurotiales, Aspergillaceae. Gene Ontology annotation, biological process: tricarboxylic acid cycle. Gene Ontology annotation, cellular component: oxoglutarate dehydrogenase complex; mitochondrion. The transcript has 4 exons. Gene Ontology annotation, molecular function: thiamine pyrophosphate binding; oxoglutarate dehydrogenase (succinyl-transferring) activity. The coding region runs from base 1 to 3156 and encodes 1051 amino acids.
AUGUUUCGUGUCACCGCGGUCAAAGCGACCAACAGCGGGAUGAUGCGUCCGGCCACCUGCGGCCGGCGAUCCCUCGCUUCGAUCGCUCGUCCGGCGGCUUCGUCCCGGUUCGCCCUGGCGGGCCGACGUCCGCUGGCCCUCGCCGAUCGUCUGUCCCACGGGAGACGCUUCUAUGCGGCUUCUGCGGAGGGUGUUGAUGCCAAUGACUCCUUCCUCUCCGGCAACACUGCCAACUACGUCGAUGAGAUGUAUCUGGCCUGGCGCAAGGACCCCUCCUCCGUCCACAUUUCGUGGCAGACCUACUUCAAGAACAUGGAGGAUGGCAACAUGCCCGUCUCCCAGGCCUUCCAGCCGCCCCCCACCCUGGUCCCCACCCCCACCGGCGGUGUCCCCCAGAACAUGCCCGGUGAAGGCCUCGCCGGCGUCGCCGAGGGCUCCGACGUCACCAACCACUUGAAGGUCCAGCUGCUGGUGCGUGCCUACCAGGCCCGCGGCCACCACAAGGCCAAGAUCGACCCCCUGGGCAUCCGCAUCGAGGCCGAGGCCUUCGGCUACAGCCGCCCCAAGGAGCUCGAGCUCGACCACUACGGCUUCACUGAGCGCGACCUCGAUGAGGAGUUCUCCCUGGGCCCCGGUAUCCUGCCCCGCUUCGCCACCGACGGCCGCAAGAAGAUGACCCUGCGCGAGAUCAUCGGCGCCUGCGAGAAGAUCUACUGCGGCUCCUACGGUGUCGAGUAUAUCCAUAUCCCCGACCGCCGCCCCUGCGACUGGAUCCGUGAUCGCUUCGAGGUCCCCGAGCCCUACCACUAUUCGGUCGACGAGAAGCGUCGCAUCCUCGACCGUCUGAUCUGGAGUCACAGCUUCGAGUCCUUCCUGGCCACCAAGUUCCCCAACGACAAGCGUUUCGGCCUGGAGGGCUGCGAGUCCCUCGUGCCCGGUAUGAAGGCCCUCAUCGACCGUAGCGUCGACUACGGCAUCAAGGACAUCGUCAUCGGCAUGCCCCACCGUGGUCGUCUCAACGUCCUCUCCAACGUCGUCCGCAAGCCCAAUGAGUCCAUCUUCAGCGAGUUCGCCGGCUCGACCGAGCCCUCCGACGAGGGCUCCGGUGACGUCAAGUACCAUCUGGGCAUGAACUUCGAGCGCCCCACCCCCUCGGGCAAGCGCGUCCAGCUCUCCCUCGUCGCCAACCCCUCCCAUCUCGAGGCCGAGGACCCCGUCGUCCUGGGUAAGGCUCGCUCCAUCCAGCACUACAACAACGACGAGAAGGACUUCAACACCGCCAUGGGCGUCCUGCUCCACGGUGAUGCCGCCUUCGCCGCCCAGGGUGUCGUCUACGAGACCAUGGGCUUCCACUCCCUGCCCGCCUACUCCACCGGCGGCACCAUCCACAUCGUCGUCAACAACCAGAUCGGUUUCACCACCGACCCGCGCUUCGCUCGCUCGACCCCCUACUGCUCCGACAUCGCCAAGUCCAUCGACGCCCCCGUCUUCCACGUCAACGGUGACGACGUCGAGGCCGUCAACUACGUCUGCCAGGUCGCCGCCGACUGGCGCGCCGAGUUCAAGCGCGACGUCGUCGUCGACAUCGUCUGCUACCGGAAGCAGGGCCACAACGAGACUGACCAGCCCUCGUUCACCCAGCCGCUCAUGUACAAGCGCAUCGCCGAGCAGAAGGCGCAGCUCGACAAGUACGUCGAGAAGCUCAUCACCGAGGGCACCUUCACCCAGGAGGACAUCGACGAGCACAAGAAGUGGGUCUGGGGCAUGCUGGGCGACAGCUUCGACCGCAGCAAGGACUACACCCCGACCAGCAAGGAGUGGCUGACCUCCGCCUGGAACGGUUUCUCGACCCCCAAGGAGCUGGCCACCGAGGUCCUGCCCCACCUGCCCACCUCCGUCGACCAGCCCUUGCUCCAGCACGUUGCCGGCGUCAUCAGCGACGCUCCUGAGGGCUUCACCCUGCACCGCAACCUUAAGCGUAUCCUGACCAACCGCCGCAAGGUCGUCGACACCGGCUCGGGCAUCGACUGGUCCACCGCCGAGGCCCUGGCCUUUGGAUCGCUGGUCGCCGAGGGCUACCACGUUCGUGUGUCCGGUCAGGACGUCGAGCGCGGUACCUUCUCCCAGCGUCACGCUGUCCUGCACGACCAGGAGACCGAGAACACCUACACCCCUCUGCAGCAUGUCAAGGACGGUCAGGGCAGCUUCGUCAUCUCGAACUCGUCCCUGAGUGAAUUCGGAACUCUCGGCUUCGAAUACGGUUAUUCCCUGACCUCGCCCAACGCGCUGGUCAUGUGGGAGGCCCAGUUCGGUGACUUUGCCAACAACGCGCAGUGUAUCAUCGAUCAGUUCAUCGCCUCCGGCGAGUCCAAGUGGUUCCAGCGCUCCGGUUUGGUGGUGUCGCUGCCGCACGGGUACGAUGGGCAGGGCCCCGAGCACUCGUCCGGUCGUAUGGAGCGGUGGUUGCAGCUCUGCAACGAGGAGCCCCGCAUUUUCCCGCAGGGUGAUAAGCUGGAGCGUCAGCACCAGGACUGCAACAUGCAGAUCGCCGUCAUGACGACCCCGGCUAACCUGUUCCACAUCCUGCGUCGCCAGAUCCACCGCCAGUUCCGCAAGCCCCUGGUGAUCUUCUUCUCCAAGGCGCUCCUGCGUCACCCCCUGGCGCGCUCGGAUAUUGAGGCGUUCAGCGGAGAGUCCCACUUCCAGUGGAUCAUCCCCGAACACGCCCACGGCACCGCCAUCGACGAGCCUGAGAAGAUCGAGCGUGUGAUCAUGUGCUCGGGCCAGGUGUACGCGGCGCUGACCAAGCACCGUGAGGCCAACGGCAUCCGCAACACGGCCAUCACUCGCGUCGAGCAGCUGCACCCCUUCCCGUGGUCGCAGCUGAAGGAGAACCUCGACAGCUACCCCAACGCCAAGGAUAUCGUCUGGGCCCAGGAGGAGCCGCUCAACGCGGGUGCCUGGAGCUACGCCCAGCCGCGCAUCGAGACCCUGCUGAACCAGACCGAGCACCACAACCGCCGCCACGUCCUGUACGCCGGCCGUGCGCCCAGCCCGUCGGUGGCCACCGGUCUGAAGUCGGUGCACUUGAAGGAGGAGCAGGAGCUGCUGGAGGCCGCGUUCAGCGUGCACCAGGACCGCCUGAAGGGCGAAUAA